Molecule: messenger RNA, 849 nt
Organism: Candida tropicalis MYA-3404
Lineage: Eukaryota; Fungi; Ascomycota; Pichiomycetes; Serinales; Debaryomycetaceae
Gene: GOA1
Product: Goa1p
Exons: 1
Coding region: 1-849 (282 amino acids)
Source: RefSeq, a predicted model, not a curated record
AUGAUUUGUUCAUCAACAAUGCUACGAUCACUUGUAUUUAAAAGAACACUUUUUAAACAGUAUACAAACACACCAAGAUCAUCCUAUAUUGUUAAUAAAACAUAUCCACAAUUAAUCUGGAAUAAUCUUAUCCCACAACCAUUAAAAAUCACCACUGUUAUAGGUGCUGGUAUUUUGACUUUCAUAAAUUAUCAUCCUAAAUAUUAUGUUACCAUUGGUCCACCAUUGGGUCUUUUAGGAUAUUUUGGAUAUGUUAAAUAUAGAAAAUAUCAAUAUGAUCAAGCUGUGAAAAGAUUGGGUAUAACUAAAUGGGAAAAAUCCGAGAUGAUUAGAAUUGCUAAAUACGAUGAAUCAUCUAUUGAAAAUGUAUUAGUUGGAAUAGAUAAUCUGUAUGAUUCUAUUAGAAGACAAACUAUUCAAUUAGUUGAACAACGUAUAAUUGAAUAUAUUUUCCAAAAUGGUUCAAACGGAGAUAAUAUUGAUAAUGAAAUAUUGUCCAAAGGUUUUGUACUGGAAAAUGAUCAGUUUAAUAUAAAUAUUCCCGAACAAGAAAUUGAAAGUUGGAUAACUACAAAUGUUAAACUUGAAGGAUCAGAUGAAUUACUGAGGUUUAUUAAGUUUAGUGUACCUUAUUAUGAUUCAAAGACCGUGGAAACUAGAAAAAGAUUAGGUGUUGUACUGGUGUAUUUAUUGGAAAUACCCUCGGAGAAUGUUGACAAGACUGAUUUCACUGAUUAUAAAAUAGGUAUUGAAAUUACACCAUUAUCUUGGUUUAGACCAAAAUCUGUAUAUAUAAGUGAAAUUCCGGGGACAACUGAGAUAAUGAAAAGUGAUAUAUAUAAUAAAUAG